Aureobasidium uvarum is the source of this 1287-nucleotide messenger RNA. The record is from the annotation of a GenBank genome assembly. NCBI's taxonomy places the organism in Eukaryota, Fungi, Ascomycota, Dothideomycetes, Dothideales, Saccotheciaceae.
AUGCCCUCCCGCGAAGCAACUGCCUACUUUGGCGCUGGCCCCGCCCCUCUGCCCACAGCGGUACUGGAAAAGGCCUCUGAGGUCCUCCUCAACUACAACGACUCCGGCAUCGGCAUCACAGAAAUCUCGCACCGUUCAGGCGACGCAGCAAAGAUUCUUGAAGACACAAAGUCAGCAUUGGCUCAAUUGCUCGACAUUCCCACCCAAGAAGGCCCCGAUGGCUACCAAAUCAUUUUCCUGCAAGGCGGCGGUUCCGGUGAAUUCAGUGCUUCGGUGUACCACAUGACUGCUCUGUGGGUCGAGAAGAGGAGACAGCGGAUUGUAAAAGAGCUAGGAGAGGAAGACGAGACAAAGGUCUUUGAGGCAUUGAGAAAGGCGGUGGACGACGAGUUCAAGCUCGACUACCUGGUCACUGGCAGCUGGUCCUUGAAGGCCAGUCAAGAAGCCGCGAGACUCGUCGGCGCAAACCACGUCAAUGUUGCUGUUGACAGCCGCAAGCACAACAAUGGCAAAUUCGGCACCAUCCCCGGCGAGUCUUCGUGGUCAUUGACAUCCGACCCGGCUCACAGCGGCAUGAUCUACUUCUGCGACAACGAGACGGUCGACGGAGUCGAGUUUCCUGCUUUCCCCAAGAUCGACUCGGACAAGUACCAAGUCAUCGCCGACAUGUCGUCCAACUUCCUCAGCCGCAAGGUCGACGUCAAGAGAUACUCUGCCAUCUUCGGUGGUGCACAAAAGAACGUCGGCACAACAGGCAUCACCAUCGCCAUCAUCAAAAACUCUCUCCUCACUCAGCUCGCAAAGCCCGAUUUGCUCCGCAAAUUGAACCUGCCAGUUGGUCCUGUAGUCUUGGACUGGCCCACGAUCGCAAAGAACAACUCUCUCUACAACACGCUUCCCAUCUUCGAUGUCUGGAUCGCCGGCCAGGUGAUGCAAUCUCUGAUUUCCAAGGCCUCAACCUCUGGACCCAAGAUUGCUACGCAGCAGAGCGAAUCAGAGCACAAGGCUUCUCGGCUCUACGGAAUUCUUGACAAAUACCCCGUUUUCCAGGUUGUGCCCGACAAGUCAGUUCGCAGCAAGAUGAACAUCUGCUUCCGCAUUGGCAGCGAGGAUGACAGAGACGACAAGGAGAAGAAGUUCCUGGCUGGAGCAAAUGAGAGACUGUUGCUUGGAUGCAAGGGUCACCGCAGCGUGGGUGGCUGCAGAAUCAGCAACUACAAUGCUGUCAGUGUGGAAAAGGUCGAGAAGCUUGCACAAUGGCUGGAGGAGUUUGCUCAGCAGCAAUAA